Tupaia belangeri chinensis (Chinese tree shrew) is the source of this 3052-nucleotide messenger RNA. RefSeq names its product major vault protein (gene MVP). NCBI's taxonomy places the organism in Eukaryota, Metazoa, Chordata, Mammalia, Scandentia, Tupaiidae. The coding region runs from base 329 to 3001 and encodes 890 amino acids. Gene Ontology annotation, cellular component: cytoplasm; nucleus. The record is from RefSeq and is a predicted model, not a curated record. The transcript has 15 exons.
CUUGUCACUUCCACCUCAGGUCCUCUGACCCUGCACAGCCUCAUCCCAGUGCUGCCAGCUGGCUCUGAGGCAGAAAUUCCUGAGUGCAGAAUCACUCAGCUGCAGGCACUGAAUCACUGCAAACACUUCAGCUGCAGGGUGAAGAGGUUCACAGGAGAAAUUGAGAGCCAGUUGCCAGGGCCCUUUAAAUACCCAAGCCCCACCCCUGGGCCGGCCUAUCCCCGCCCUGCCCUGCCGGGAAGUGAUCCCCAAGGCUGGGUGAGGGAGUUUCCUGGUCUGAGGAGUCUCACAGCCAGCUACACUUCUAGAUCCCUGAGCUGCAGUCACCAUGGCAACUGAAGAGUCCAUCAUACGCAUCCCCCCGUACCACUACAUCCAUGUGCUGGAUCAGAACAGCAAUGUGUCCCGCGUGGAGGUUGGGCCCAAGACCUACAUCCGGCAGGACAAUGAGAGGGUUCUGUUUGCCCCCAUGCGCAUGGUGACUGUCCCCCCACGCCACUACUGCACGGUGGCCAACCCUGUGUCCCGGGACGCCCAGGGUGCGGUGCUGUUCGACGUCACAGGGCAAGUCCGGCUUCGCCAUGCCGACCUAGAGAUCCGGCUGGCCCAGGACCCCUUUCCCCUGUACCCUGGGGAAAUGCUGGAAAAGGACAUCACCCCCCUGCAGGUGGUCCUGCCCAAUACCGCGCUCCAUCUGAAGGCACUGCUGGACUUUGAGGAUAAGAACGGGGAUAAGGUGGUGGCAGGAGAUGAGUGGCUGUUUGAAGGACCUGGCACGUACAUCCCCCGGAAGGAGGUGGAGGUCGUGGAGAUCAUUCAGGCCACGAUCAUCAGGCAGAACCAGGCCCUGCGACUGAGGGCCCGCAAGGAGUGCUGGGACCGGGAUGGCAAGGAGAGGGUGACAGGAGAAGAAUGGCUGGUCCGCUCGGUGGGUGCGUAUCUCCCAGCAGUGUUUGAAGAGGUUCUGGAUUUGGUGGACGCUGUGAUCCUUACGGAAAAGACAGCCCUGCACCUCCGGGCUCGGCAGAACUUCCGAGACCUGAGGGGAGUGGCUCGCCGCACUGGGGAAGAAUGGCUGGUGACCGUGCAGGACACGGAGGCCCACGUGCCUGACGUCCAUGAGGAGGUGCUAGGGGUUGUACCCAUCACCACCCUGGGCCCCCGCAACUACUGUGUGAUUCUCGACCCAGUCGGCCCGGAUGGCAAGAACCAGCUGGGGCAAAAGCGUGUGGUCAAGGGAGAGAAGUCUUUCUUCCUCCAGCCAGGGGAGAGGCUGGAACGGGGCAUCCAGGACGUGUACGUGCUGUCGGAGCAGCAGGGAUUGCUGCUCAGGGCCCUGCAGCCCCUGGAGGAGGGGGAGGACGACAAGACCGUCACACGCCAGGCUGGGGACCGCUGGCUCAUCCGUGGGCCCCUGGAGUACGUGCCGUCUGCCAAGGUGGAGGUGGUGGAAGAGCGCCAGGCCAUCCCUCUGGACGAGAACGAGGGCAUCUACGUGCAGGACGUCAAGACCGGAAAGGUGCGUGCUGUGAUUGGAAGCACCUACAUGCUGACCCAGGACGAAGUCCUGUGGGAGAAAGAGCUGCCUCCUGGUGUGGAGGAGCUGCUGAGCAAGGGGCAGGACCCUCUGGCCGACAGGGGUGAGAGGGACAUAGGCAAGGCCUUUCAGCCUGCCACUCCCAGGAACAAGACCCGUGUAGUCAGCUACCGUGUCCCUCACAAUGCCGCCGUGCAGGUUUAUGACUACAGAGAGAAGAAAGCUCGCGUGGUCUUUGGGCCUGAGCUGGUGUCACUGGGUCCUGAGGAGCAAUUCACUGUGUUAUCCCUGUCGGCUGGGCGGCCCAAGCGUCCCCACGCCCGCCGUGCACUCUGCCUGCUGCUCGGGCCUGACUUCUUUACAGACGUCAUCACCAUCGAGACAGCAGAUCACGCCAGGCUGCAGCUGCAGCUCGCCUACAACUGGCACUUUGAGCUGAAGGACCGGAAGGACCCCCAAGAGACAGCCAAGCUCUUCUCCGUGCCUGACUUUGUGGGUGACGCCUGCAAGGCCAUCGCCUCCCGGGUCCGGGGGGCCGUGGCCUCAGUCAGCUUCGAUGACUUCCACAAGAACUCGGCUCGCAUCAUUCGCACGGCUGUCUUUGGCUUUGAGACUUCAGAAACCAGGGGCCCCGACGGCCUGGCCCUGCCUCGGCCCCGGGACCAGGCCAUGUUCCCCCAGAACGGGCUGGUGGUCAGCAGCGUGGACGUGCAGUCGGUGGAGCCAGUGGACCAGAGGACCCGGGAUGCUCUGCAGCGCAGCGUGCAGCUGGCCAUCGAGAUCACCACUAACUCCCAGGAGGCGGCCGCCAAGCAUGAGGCUCAGAGACUAGAGCAAGAAGCCCGUGGCCGACUGGAGAGGCAGAAGAUCUUGGACCAAUCAGAGGCUGAAAAGGCUCGCAGGGAGCUCCUGGAGCUGGAGGCUCUGAGCACGGCCGUGGAGAGCACUGGGACUGCCAAGGCAGAGGCGGAGUCCCGGGCAGAGGCGGCGCGGAUUGAGGGGGAAGGCUCCGUGCUGCAGGCCAAGCUGAAAGCCCAGGCCCUGGCCAUUGAGACGGAGGCUGAGCUCCAGCGGGUCCAGAAAGUCCGAGAGCUAGAGCUGGUCUAUGCCCGGGCCCAGCUGGAGCUGGAGGUGAGCAAGGCCCAGCAGUUGGCUGAGGUGGAGGCAAAGAAGUUCAAGCAGAUGACAGAGGCCCUGGGCCCCAGCACCAUCAGGGACCUGGCCGUGGCUGGGCCAGAGAUGCAGGUGAGACUGCUGCAGUCCCUGGGCCUGAAAUCAACCCUCAUCACCGAUGGCUCCACUCCCAUCAACCUCUUCAACACAGCCCUGGGUCUGCUGGGGCUGGGGGCUGAGCCUCAGCCCCAAGCCAGAAAGACGGCCGGUGGGCCCAGCGCCCAGGAGGGCCUGCUUCUCCAGGGCCCCUCUGCCCCUCAAGCUCCUGGAGGCAACCACAUCGUGCCUUAGCUCUGCUGUGUGACAACGGACAAAUAAACGCGACGUUUCUGGGCAUUUCAA